Molecule: messenger RNA, 678 nt
Organism: Mesocestoides corti
Lineage: Eukaryota; Metazoa; Platyhelminthes; Cestoda; Cyclophyllidea; Mesocestoididae
Source: the annotation of a GenBank genome assembly
AUGGCUCUCUCGUGUGGCGGAAGUUGCCUGAAAUGCCUUGUCUUCUUCUUCAAUGCGAUUGUUUUUCUCGGAGGCAUUGUGAUUAGCGCCUUUGGCAUUUACAUGCUGGUUCAAGCCAAACAGUCAGCUGGCUCGGUUUCCGUUACUCUGCCAGCCUUCAUCACGGCCUUCGGUCUGCUUAUUUUCUUGCUCGGCUUCUUGGGCUGCUUUGGAGCCUGCUACGAAAACAGGUGCAUGCUGAAAUUGUUCGCUGUCAUUGUUGGUGUCUUGCUGGUGGCGGAAAUUGUGUGUGGAAUCAUCCUGCUUGUCUAUCGUCACUCGUUUGUCGACAUGGUGGGAAAAGAAAUGCAAAACAUUAUCAAGUCACUUUCCAACUCCUCUAAUUUGGAAGUCGAAAAAACAAAGGAGGCGCUAGAUAAGCUCCAAAGUGAGCUCAAAUGCUGUGGCGGUGUAAAUGCAUCUGACUGGACAACUGUGCCCGCAUCCUGCUGCACGAACGGAAGACAAAAGUGUACAAACCCCUACCCGACUGGCUGUGCACAAGCCAUGUACGAGUACAUCAAGACCUACUCGUUGGCCUUCGGCCUGAUAAUCCUGAUCUUGUGCCUGAUUCAAGUCGGUGCCAUCAUCUGUGCCGUGUGCCUCGCAAAGAAGAUCAACGAAUACGAGAAGGUCUAA